Messenger RNA from Aspergillus glaucus CBS 516.65, 997 nucleotides. RefSeq names its product NAD(P)-dependent oxidoreductase. The transcript is spliced from 2 exons. NCBI's taxonomy places the organism in Eukaryota, Fungi, Ascomycota, Eurotiomycetes, Eurotiales, Aspergillaceae. The record is from RefSeq and is a predicted model, not a curated record. Gene Ontology annotation, molecular function: oxidoreductase activity, acting on the CH-OH group of donors, NAD or NADP as acceptor; NADP binding. The coding region runs from base 1 to 945 and encodes 314 amino acids.
AUGGCGGGGAAACCUCGAGCUUUCGGAUUUGUCGGCUUGGGCAAUAUGGGGUCAAUGAUGGCCGCCAACCUCGCCGCCUAUGCAGAAAGAAAUGCCCUUCCGCGAGUCAGAAUCUGGAACCGCACAAGAUCAAAGAUUGAAUAUAUCGCGCAACAAAACCACUGCAAAAUCAGCAACUCUUUGUCGGACCUGGCUCAAAGCUGCGACAUCGUUCAUACCUGUUUGGCCAACGACCAAGUGGCAAUCUCCGUCUACACCGAGUUAUUCACCUCCAGCAGCGCGUCAAUCUUCGUGGACCACUCGACCCUGUUCCCAACAACAAUCAAGGCUCUCCAGGAACAGGCCAGUCAUUUUGGCUUGAAGUAUCUGUCAUGCCCGGUCUUUGGACCACCUGCUGCUGCUAAGAGCGCCAGCCUAUUGAUCGCUUUGUCGGGUGAUAUUACCGCUCAACAAACCGUGAAGGAAUAUAUUGUUCCGACUUUGGGAAAGGCUACAAUCGACUGCGGCGAAGAUCCCGCCAAGGGUGCACUGUUGAAGAUCCUGGGCAACAACUGCAUCCUCGGUACGAUCGAGCUGCUCUCCGAGAGCUUUACGCUUGCCGAGAAGACAGGGUUCGAUGUUAACCUCUUCUAUGAAUUUAUCCAGGCAUGGUUUCCCGCUCCCGCAUGGGUUAACUACGGCAAAAAGAUCCGCGACGGGGCUUUCAGUGGUGCAACUGGAUUCACGAUCCCCGGCGGGAUGAAAGAUGCAUCUUUCAUUCGAACACUGGGUGCCGAGACCUCAACUCCCACGCCCCUUAUUGAUCAAGCUUGGAAUCAUCUCUGCACCGCUAAGGCCGUUGGCGGAGAAGACCUGGAUUGGAGUGCAUGUGCUGCGGGUAUGCGGGUCACCGCGGGCCUGCCACCCUUCAAGGGGGAGGAUUUUACUCUGGAUAAGUUUAAAUAAAGCCUCGUAUGAAGAUAACACGAGGAAAUGUGUCAUGAAUCCAGUAUUAGGG